AUGCAAACUUCAAAGGAAUUCGUACACCAAUAUCUGACGGUUCCCGAAUGGUUGAAUAUGAAGAAAUUGUUGCGCGUAAUCAAGGAGAUUGGUGGUACUCGACGUGAUGCUCAUCGUGCAAUCAGCAUUUAUCUCGGUCGAGUUCUAUCACCAGAGAAACGGCAAGAAAUUGAGGAUCGCAAAGACGAGCUCGAGUCUACGUUUGGUGGCAGCUUUCGCCGAUAA
Molecule: messenger RNA, 225 nt
Organism: Haemonchus placei
Lineage: Eukaryota; Metazoa; Nematoda; Chromadorea; Rhabditida; Trichostrongylidae
Source: the annotation of a GenBank genome assembly